AACCCUAGCUUCACUCUCCUCAUAUAAUUUCAUCCCUCCCAUUUCUGCAAAUUCUCCUCCAACGCCUCACAUUUUCUGCAGCAUUCCUUCCUAAACCCUAGCCAUGGCGGAGCGCGGCGGAUUUGGACGAGGCUUCGGCGGCAGAGGCCGCGGUGGUGACCGCGGCCGCGGAGGUCGCCGCCGGCCCGGACGACGCGACGAAGAGGAAAAGUGGGUUCCAGUCACCAAGCUUGGGCGGCUCGUAAAAGAGGGCAAAAUCCAGUCCUUGGAGCAGAUCUACCUCCACUCUCUCCCCAUUAAGGAGCAUCAGAUCGUCGACACCCUCGUUGGCCCCAGCCUCAAGGACGAGGUCAUGAAGAUUAUGCCCGUCCAGAAGCAGACCCGCGCCGGACAGAGAACCCGAUUCAAGGCCUUCGUCGUCGUCGGAGAUGGUAAUGGCCAUGUGGGUUUGGGAGUGAAGUGUAGUAAGGAGGUCGCCACUGCGAUUCGUGGAUCUAUUAUUUUGGCUAAGUUGUCUGUGAUCCCUGUGAGAAGAGGGUACUGGGGUAACAAGAUCGGUAAGCCCCAUACAGUGCCGUGUAAGGUCACCGGAAAGUGUGGAUCCGUCACCGUCCGGAUGGUUCCGGCGCCUCGAGGUGCGGGGAUUGUGGCGGCUCGAGUGCCCAAGAAGGUCUUGCAGUUCGCUGGGAUUGAGGACGUCUUUACAUCUUCAAGAGGAUCGACUAAAACUCUCGGAAACUUCGUUAAGGCAACCUUUGACUGUCUGCUGAAAACUUAUGGCUUCUUAACACCUGAGUUUUGGAGGGAGACACGCUUCACAAAAUCCCCAUUCCAAGAGCACACAGAUUUAUUGGCAAAACCCACCGUCAAGGCUUUAUUGUUGGAAGAACCUGAGAGGGUCAAUGCUUGAACUUAGUUAAUGAUCAUUUUUCUUCUUUACUUGUGGGAAUAUAGUAUUAAUGUGUCUUUCUAUGCGAAAAGCCCCAUAUUAUUGGUUCCCUGGUUGAGUCCCGUGACUUUGAAGAACAGAUUUUUCUUUUUUCUUUUUCACAAAUUUUGAAUUUUGACUGUAAUCUAUUUUACCUUUUGAUGGCGUUUAGAAAAAUUUCACUUAUUUUUGUGUCCCCACGAACUUCAUUUUGUUGCAGAUGAUUGUUAUACUUAUGGGUUUGGUUGGAAA
Messenger RNA from Momordica charantia (bitter melon), 1180 nucleotides. RefSeq names its product small ribosomal subunit protein uS5x. Gene Ontology annotation, cellular component: cytosolic small ribosomal subunit; ribosome. Gene Ontology annotation, biological process: translation. The record is from RefSeq and is a predicted model, not a curated record. Gene Ontology annotation, molecular function: RNA binding; structural constituent of ribosome. NCBI's taxonomy places the organism in Eukaryota, Viridiplantae, Streptophyta, Magnoliopsida, Cucurbitales, Cucurbitaceae.